AUGCAGUUCUCACUCUCGGCCAUUGUCCUUCUGGGGAUUAGCAGUCUGGUCUCUGCUUCCUUGACAAUCACUAUCCCCUCCUCCGGCCCUCUGCCUAACCCGCACGUCCUCCCCGCAACCAGCCAUGCCACUCUCACCACUCUCCCCUCGUCUGCGAAAGACCAUAUUCUCUCGGCCUCGCUGACUCGGGCUGCGACAUUUGUCUUUGAACUUCCCACCUCUGCGACUGCGGAGUCUUAUCUCCUCGACAUUCGCUCUGCGGGUGGGUAUGUCUUUGCCCCCUACCGCGUGGAUGUUGCGGCGGAUGGAUCUGUCCUGGGGAUCUGGGAGACUUUCCGGGGAAACCCGUGGGACAACCGGGGUGCAGAGAAGUAUGUGGUGGAUGUGGCUGGCAAGAAGCCGGAUGAUGUCGUCGUGGAGGCCAAGGUCGUGGGCCGCAAGGCCUUCUAUGAAGAGCGUGCCAAAUUCUCUCCAUUGAGUCUGGUCAAGAACCCUAUGGUCUUGCUUGCAGUGGUUGCUCUUGGUCUCAUGUUUGUCAUGCCCAAGCUCAUGGAAAACAUGGAUCCGGAAAUGCGCGCAGAGUUCGAGCAGCACUCUCGCUCCUCUCCCAUCACCGGUGCCACGAGCAAUGCCAUGGCUGGUGGUGGCUUCGACCUGGCCGGUUGGAUGGCCGGUACAACUGCUCCGAGUCCUGCCGCCAACGAUGCGCCUCAAAGUGGCGCAUCCGGCAGAGAUACCAGCGGUUCGACUCGGAGGCGAGGAUAG
Messenger RNA from Penicillium salamii, 765 nucleotides. The record is from the annotation of a GenBank genome assembly. Lineage: Eukaryota; Fungi; Ascomycota; Eurotiomycetes; Eurotiales; Aspergillaceae.